Molecule: messenger RNA, 462 nt
Organism: Rotaria sp. Silwood1
Lineage: Eukaryota; Metazoa; Rotifera; Eurotatoria; Philodinida; Philodinidae
Source: the annotation of a GenBank genome assembly
AUGGGCGCAUUUGAACGACGACGAUUAAUUGAUUAUCAUCCUUAUGGACCUGAAAUACAAUCAACUGAAGUCAAACAAGAAGAAAAUCGUUCAAAGAGUCUCAUUGAAUUGUGUCGAAAUGCCCCUGAUCAACACAUGAUUUUAAGAGAUCUCUUUCUGCAAUCUUUAUUGAAUACUAUGACAGAGGAUGAACUGUUAGCUCUUGCUAUUCAAAGAUCUAUCGAAGAUCAAGAUGAUCUGAGUCCUGGUUUAAAUAUUCUUGCUCGUUUAGCUCAAAAGUCAAUAAGAUUUAAUGAAUUAUGUCUUAUUUUAAAUAGUUCUUUACAAAAUAUUGUUGAUCGAUGGUUUAAUGGGCAACGACUAUUUGCUAGUCAAUUUACAGCUUUGGAAAUUAAACAACUUAUUCGAGCUAUAUUUCAAACAUCUGAAGGACAAACAGCAGCUCUUGGAAAAAUUCAAUAA